Molecule: messenger RNA, 822 nt
Organism: Lodderomyces orthopsilosis Co 90-125
Lineage: Eukaryota; Fungi; Ascomycota; Pichiomycetes; Serinales; Debaryomycetaceae
Exons: 1
Coding region: 1-822 (273 amino acids)
Molecular function (GO): FMN binding
Source: RefSeq, a predicted model, not a curated record
AUGGUUCAGUUCAAUUUUCAAGCGCCAUGGGUACCAAUACUCAACAAUUGCAUUAGUAAUGAACUAGUAGCAACUAAUAACAAUCCACCAUUUACCACUUUCCAAUUGGCAACUAUAGAUCCAAAGACUGGAUAUCCACAAAAUAGGACAUUAAUAUACCGAGGUUGGCUAUUUAAUAAUAAAUCUUCCAACGUAAUUACAUUCACCACAGACAGGAGAAUGGAAAAGUAUCAAGAGUUGUUGCAUAAUGAUAAAGUUGAAGCGGUUUUUUGGUUUAGUCAUAUUCGAAAACAAAUUAGAUUCAGGGGGAAAGUGAGAUUACUUGACUCUGAGCAUCAGCCUAGUAUCGAUUUAAACCAUAUAAAUAGCGGUGAAGUAACACCAAUUGAAUUAGACUCCAAUGAAGACGGCUCUAGAGCUCGUGUUCAAAAGCAACCGCUUCAAACCUCGUUAUUAUCUCCUUCAUUUGCUGAAAAGGAUAAUACACAGGAAGACAUAACUAUAGGUCAAUACGCCCCACCAACCAAAGAAGAAUGGCAACAGGAAUUAGACAGGCAGUGGAAUGAAUUGUCCAAAGCGUUGAAAACUUCGUUCAGGAAGCCAGAACCAAAAUCGCCAAUGACGGAAGAAAAAGCCAAAUUGAUUAGUAAGAUACAGAGAGGUGUUGAUGGGAAAAAGGAAGAGGAUGGGUACAAGAAUUUUGCCGUAGGGACAAUCUUUGUCAACUAUGUCGAUUAUUAUGAACAAGAUAAGGAUAAGAGGUUUGUUUAUGAGUUGGACGACGAAAGCCAUACUUGGACCGAAGAAGAAGUAUGUCCGUGA